AUGGAAAGUCACGGCGACAAGGCGGUGGACUUGGGAGGAACGCCGAAAUCACCCAAGGACCUGGAAGAUGGGGCGCUGUCUGAAGGGGGUGCGCUGGACAUGUUCUCCCGCGAAGCGUUUGCCCUGUUCAUACAGUACGGCGCCGUCGGGAUCAUGCUCAACAUUAUCCCGGUGGUCCAGUAUCCCAUCUUCAACAUCUACCUCAACUUGGAGGGUUACCAAACGUCGUCGUACAAGGUGUUGACUGUGAUCGGGUGGUCGUUCAAGGUCUUCUUUGGCCUGUUGUCGGAUUGCGUCCCCAUCUAUGGCUAUCGUCGCAAGUCGUGGAUUUUGAUCGGGUGGACCAUCACGAUGAUCUGUCUGAGUGUGCUGGCAUUUUCGCCGUUCGGCGAGCCGUUUUGCAACCGCGAAAAGACCAAGUAUUGUGGUACGCCGUUGAAAAAGGUGCCAUAG
Messenger RNA from Aphanomyces astaci, 453 nucleotides. RefSeq lists its product as hypothetical. Bases 1 to 453 code for a protein of 150 amino acids. Lineage: Eukaryota; Oomycota; Saprolegniomycetes; Saprolegniales; Verrucalvaceae. The transcript has 2 exons. The record is from RefSeq and is a predicted model, not a curated record.